AUCUCUGUGAGUAGGUUGCUUAUUUAACAUCACAUACACCGGACGUUUAAAGUAAAUACUGAUGUACUUGAGAAUAAUUGAUGUGACCUUGACGUUAUGUAAAAUCUAUUUUCUGUGGCUCCAUUGUGAGUUUAAUUUGCCUAAUUCCUCUGACAAACAUGCACCAUAUUUAGGAGGAACAGAUAAUGAAGAGUACACACAGAUUUAAGGUUUCUAUUUCACUACCCAGCAGUUAAUCUCUGGGUCUUGAACCGUAAUCCUCUUCAUUCACUGAGUCUGACGUGUAGUGUGCAGGGAACACAGAUAGGAACUGUACCUUUUACAUGCACAACAAGAAACGCAGCAGUCUUCACAUUAUUUCUAUUUAAUCUGAAAUGCAGAACUAGAGCUCAUGUUUGAGUGUAAUCCUCACUCUGUCCUCUAGAUGGUAGUGGUGCACAGAUACAGGCCCCACUGGCCUGACGAGCUGGAGCUGACUCCUGGUGAUGUCAUCCUGGUUCAGUCCAAACAUGAGGAAGAGAGGUGGUUUGGGCGGCUGCAGGACGGCCAGCGGGGCUACUUCCCCGCCUCCUGUGUGAUGGAGCUGAGCCAGAUUAGUCUUCCUCCUAAAGCCCUACGACGCAGUAUCUCCCUGAGAAGCUCAUCCUUCAGCGAUGAUUCACGCAGCAGACAAGGAAACGGACACAUUCUGCAGGCACACAAGAGGGGGAGCAGAGGAGUUGGAGGAGGAGUGGGGAUGGAUGGGGGCCAGAGCGAGGGCCCCUUCCUGGUGCGGAGGCCCCAGAUCCCUCUGCCUCAGCCCGAGGUGGCCUCCCAACCUCAGACACACAGAUCCCCAGGCUUGCUCCACAGGAUCCUGUCAAAGUGCCGGAAAAAGAGUGAAUGCCAGGGAGCCACCAAUGGGGCCUUCGAGGGCGACUAAGAAGACCUUAUCUUUGUCCUGGGUGGCUUAGUGGAGUUCACUUUGGUGUUUCUGCUUUAGGGGAGAAUGUGGAUGAGUGGAUAAACUUCUGAAAUAGGAAAAAAAACAAGUCCUGAAUAUCCCUGUGUGUGUGUGUGUGUGUGUGUGUGUGUCAGGUGUUCUGGACUUUGCUGCUUUUAUAGAUUGAAGAGAUUGAAUAGUGAGUGUGCAAACCUUUAACAGUGAUGUCACAGAAUGUAUUUAGCCCCUUACAAUUGAGGGAAUCUGCCUGGUGUGACAUCACUGAUUGGGGGCGGAUCCAUGAAUGCAACAUACCUGCUAGAUUGAAUGCAUAGAGAUUAGAUGCUGCAGUUUUCUGCCCUAUUUAGCAUAACUUGAUGACAUGAUGAAAUGCCAGUCUUUAGCUUGAAACAUGUAUAAUUCUAAUCAUGGCCAUUUUGAAUUACAAAAGCAACCUUUUUGUGUAACAUAGGACACCAUAGGAGCCAAAUGUAGCCUUACUCCCUUUGAUGCUGUUACCUAAGAGAUAUGUAAUUUGAACACUGUGUGCAUUUUUUUUCCCAUUAUUUGAGUUUAUUUACUCACACAAAACUGUAAAUAUGUAUAUAUUGCUUAAUGUGAAAUUUUGAUCAUAAAUCUAGUAAAUGCUUACAAGUCAAUAUUGUUAUUUAUUUCAGUGGACACUUGUUUCAGUGUGUUACCUCAUUCUUUAGCCCCUCUUCAUUUUCCUCACAACACACUGGGCCUCCCUCCUAUUUAACAGAGAUUCAGAUUCAGGGAGAAAAAAAAACUCUCUGAAGCGAGAGGAAGUGUGAUGGAGGCCUGCUGAAAGCUUUGGCAAAGGGGAAGGUUAGGUUUGCCCGUUGCUCCGGCAACGCAAAAGCAGCUCUCAGAUGUCACAUGUAUAUACGUCGUCGUCUUCUUCUGUGGUGCCUCCCAGCAUGUCCUCGUAGCAAGGUCUCUAUAGGGUGGGCUGCAGAUUACCUCCUUGCAGAGGACACAAAAAGCAAACCUAAUCCUAACCUUGGCUUUGACAUCGGUGAGGGAAACACACUCCUCCUCCUCCUCCUCCUUCUCGGCCACUGUUUGAUAUUCACUGUUGUAUAAUCCUUUGUAAUAAAGACUGUAGGAGGCAGUCACUCUGGGGCCAGUGUUUGGGCAGCAUGUCUCGCACAGGGAAGGGUGUCAAUGUAACAAAGAGAGACAUGGAUACUGGUUCUCGGAGCAAACUGAUAUUGAUUAGGCCUACAUUUCCAAGUAUGUGCCUGUAAUAGGGAUUAUAGAGAGUGGUCCAGGCUUCUUUUUACACCUGGAAGUAUACACUUGGAUUAGUCACUCGGGUUGUUCGAGGUAAUUCAUUCAAAUUCAGAUAAGGUCAUACAGUGGACACCUUCUAUUUCAUGAUUUUCUUCAAAAAUUAACAAAUCAACAGUCAAGAGGGAGCCUGACUUACCUCACAGGGGGGGGCUGUCACACACGAGUGGAAACUGUGACCUAUAUAAGGCGGAAAGGCCAGGGUCCAAUUUUAAAACACACACACACACACACACACACACACACACACACACACACACACAGAAUCCCAGGGCAGUGGACUCUCCCGC
Molecule: messenger RNA, 2526 nt
Organism: Labrus mixtus (cuckoo wrasse)
Lineage: Eukaryota; Metazoa; Chordata; Actinopteri; Labriformes; Labridae
Product: caskin-2-like
Exons: 3
Coding region: 425-922 (165 amino acids)
Molecular function (GO): protein binding
Source: RefSeq, a predicted model, not a curated record